AAGUCCCGGCGUGCCCCGCGCCUGUCAGCGGGGCCCCCCCCCCCCAUGACGGGGCUGGGAGGAGGAGGAGGAGGAGGAGGAAGGAGGGGGGGGAGGGCGCCGCCAUGCUGCGGCCCAAGGCCCUGACGCAGGUGCUGAGCCAGGCCAACACCGGCGGCGUCCAGAGCACGCUGCUCCUGAACAACGAGGGCUCCCUGCUGGCCUACUCGGGCUACGGCGACACCGACGCCAGGGUCACCGCCGCCAUCGCCAGCAACAUCUGGGUGGCCUACGACAAGAACGGGCACCAGGCCUUCAACGAGGACAACCUCAAGUUCAUCCUGAUGGACUGCAUGGAGGGACGAGUGGCCAUCACGCGCGUGGCCAACCUCCUGCUGUGCAUGUACGCGAAGGAGACGGUGGGAUUUGGGAUGCUGAAAGCCAAGGCGCAGGCGCUGGUCCAGUACCUGGAGGAGCCGCUGACACAGGUGGCCGCAUCCUGACCCCGGGAGCAGGGAGCUGACGGGCUCGCGGGGGGCACCGUGCCACGGCUGAGAGCUCCGACACCUCCGGCGGCGUGGCGGGGAGCCCCGGAGCCUGGACGGCCGCUUGCUGCGGAGGGGACCAAGGAAGGGGAAAUAAAACGUGUCUGAU
Messenger RNA from Cygnus olor (mute swan), 633 nucleotides. It is a transcript of the gene LAMTOR2, whose product is annotated as late endosomal/lysosomal adaptor, MAPK and MTOR activator 2. The transcript has 4 exons. The record is from RefSeq and is a predicted model, not a curated record. Lineage: Eukaryota; Metazoa; Chordata; Aves; Anseriformes; Anatidae. Gene Ontology annotation, biological process: positive regulation of TOR signaling; cellular response to amino acid stimulus. Gene Ontology annotation, cellular component: Ragulator complex. The coding region runs from base 105 to 482 and encodes 125 amino acids. Gene Ontology annotation, molecular function: molecular adaptor activity; guanyl-nucleotide exchange factor activity.